This is a messenger RNA of Lagopus muta (rock ptarmigan), 4072 nucleotides long. RefSeq names its product ras homolog family member J (gene RHOJ). The record is from RefSeq and is a predicted model, not a curated record. Gene Ontology annotation, biological process: small GTPase-mediated signal transduction. Gene Ontology annotation, molecular function: GTP binding; GTPase activity. Lineage: Eukaryota; Metazoa; Chordata; Aves; Galliformes; Phasianidae. The transcript is spliced from 5 exons. The coding region runs from base 614 to 1258 and encodes 214 amino acids.
UCCAAAGUACAAAUACACACAGAGCUCCCAUUGUUUGCAGCCCUUCACAAGCCCACUGAUCCUAAUAUGGAAUUCAGCAGGAAACCCAUGAUUUCCUGACACACAGCAAGCUGGAGAAAGAAAGGAAAAACUCCAUUAAAAACCUCCAGGCUCUCCUCCAUGUUAGAAAUGAGAUGGAAAAUGGAGUGGAUUUAACAGGAAUCCCCGAUUCCUGCGGCCAGGCGGGAGGAAGGCAGACACGAAUCCAAGCCGCAGGCUGCUGAUAUUUUUUAAGUUGCAAUAAAUACAGAGAACUGUGGGGCAGGAUGAGGAUUUCCUGACUCGGACGGACAAGAAAGGACAGAUCGCUUUUUCACGAUACUCCUCUCUGUGAAUUUAAUCUAUUCACCUCAAUGAUUCUCUGGACUGCUCUGGUAAUUGUUAGAAGCAGCUGUGACAGCCUGGAAACAUUAGUAUGAUUUCCUGAGUUUGAGAUUUCCCCCCCCCCCCCCCCCUCCUCCCCUUCCCCAACUACUCCAAACUCAGGAAAAGUCCAUACAAUCGCACUUCAUUUCUCCUUCAUGUGCACUUGGAAACCCCGGGAGCAGCAGGAGCAGAGGCAGCAGACGCAAGGAUGAGCUGCAAGGCAGAAGGUGACAACUGCACUGAUGGGAGCAGCAACAGCACCAAGAAGAUGUUAAAAUGCGUGGUGGUUGGGGACGGGGCUGUUGGGAAAACCUGUUUGCUGAUGAGCUACGCCAACGAUGCCUUCCCUGAGGAGUACGUGCCCACUGUGUUUGACCACUAUGCAGUAACCGUGACUGUGGGAGGACAACAGCACCUGCUGGGACUUUAUGACACGGCAGGGCAGGAGGACUACAACCAGCUGAGACCCCUGUCCUACCCCAACACAGACGUGUUCUUGAUCUGCUUCUCAGUGGUAAACCCUGCCUCAUACCACAACGUCCAGGAGGAGUGGGUACCUGAGCUGAAGGUCUGCAUGCCCAAUGUGCCUUAUGUCCUCAUAGGAACACAGAUUGAUCUGCGAGAUGAUCCCAAAACUUUGGCUCGUUUGCUUUACAUGAAGGAGAAACCACUCACCUAUGAGCAUGGCGUGAAGCUGGCAAAGGAGAUUGGAGCACAAUGCUACCUGGAGUGCUCAGCCCUUACACAGAAAGGCCUUAAGACUGUCUUUGAUGAAGCAAUCCUGACCAUUUUCCACCCCAAGAAGAAGAAGAAGCACUGUGCAAAGUGCCAUAGAUGCUGCACCAUUGUAUGAAGUCACUUGGAAAGAAAAGUGAGAUGAGUUCAAUGAAAACAAGCAGGUUAGAAAGGCAAUGAAGGUCAUAAGCAACUGAAAAGGGGAACAUGACCAGAAAGGGGUCCUUUUUACCCAAAUAGGAGCCCUCCAUUCUGUGAAACCUCCAAGCUGUAUCACAAUAGGCCAGCUGUUAUCUAUGUGCAAUCCAAACCUUCAGCGUUAUAUGCAGCCUGUUCCCACCACUGCAGACUGUGCUGAGCCAACAGAAACAAGGAUGCCUGCUCCUGCUUGAUUCUUCUUCACCUUAGGAAUAAGAAGGCGGCACUGUGUGGGGGAAAAAAAAAUAAAUAAAUAAAAAAUAAAGGGAUAAAAGAAACAGAACAAACUCCAUUUGUGGCCUUAAGGAAGAAUUGAUCAAAAUUAAAAAUUUGCAGUACUAAGGAAUUUAAUCUGAACUGACUGAAAGAACAUGGAGAUCUGUAGAAAUCUACUAUGUAAGACGUACGCUAUAGGUAGGAUGUACUUUUGAACUACUUCUCUUUUAUAAAAUUCAUUACUUCAGGAUAUACUUAUUUUUGUUCAAUCCGCAUGGAAGCAAAGGUGGAACAAUUCCAGUUUGUUUUCACUUAAUGGUGAAACUUCACAGCGUCAGUAUGUUGCUGCACCCAAGCUAUCGAAACAGAUCAACAUUUACCUCCAGACUUAAGGAAUGUUCUAAAACAAAAAAAUGCAAGUAACUCUAUUUGUACAAGGGAAUAUUCAGGCUGAGCCAUGUUUCUGUAAGCUGGGAAAGGAAGAACAGAGUUGUAGUGUUUGUGUACUGAUAUUCUGCCACCAAAUAUUGCCCUGGACAUGAAAUACCAGCUUGGAAAAAUUGCCUUUCCAAACUGAGAAUAUGAAAGAGACACAUUGCCAUGGCAACUGAAAAAUUACCUUAUAGAUCAGCUGGAUUUCUACGUCCCACCCAGCAGACAAAAAUAGCAAAAGCCAAAAAGCCAAAGGUGACACCAAUCUCAAGUACUUUAAGAUGAUCCAAGUGCCUUAUGAUUUUUUUAGAGUAUCUCAUGUAAAAACCUUAUCAAAGCGAAAUUAUAAUCAUUGUGAUUUACUGUGGUCCCCCUCCUCUCAUUCAUUAUUGUGCUUCGCUCCCACUCUUUCACAGCCUCAUUGCGGUAAGUGCUGUUUAAGUUGCAGUUCUCAGCAGUGGACUUUCACAGGAUGGGUUGCAGCCCUUAGCACAAGGGUGGGAAGACCUCGAGGGAGCACAGGCUGCCCAUAAGCUCCCUGUGCUGCUGGAAGAAUGGUGCCUUUCCACUAAAGUCUCUCUGGGAAGCCUGUACUUUUGCAUCUCACAGCAACACUGAUGCUCAGAGGUGAGCUCAAAGGGCAUCUGCCUUUGAGAACAAUGGCAGUGCCAUGAGUUUGUCUUGUGGAUUUCAUUCCCCAAGCAGAAAAUACAGAGACCUCCAAUAUAACUCCUUGCAAAAGCAGCAUCUCCAUCCAGCAUUUUGAAAACUGCUCAAACUAAGCAGCAAACAGAAGAGAACAGUCAUGAUGCAAUGCUCCAUCCUUUACCCAUGGAAGAUGACAGAUCCAAGCUCCUGUUUUCACUCGAGCACAAAUUUUAUUUACCACAGACACAGACAGAAACCAGAUCAGACACAGAACUUUUCCAAUAGAGAUGAGUCAAAACUGGCCAAACUUGAGGUCAGUGCUACUCACCGCCUCUUGUGCUGCAUGUAAGCAUGGAUGAUAGCUAAAAUUCUGCUAAUCAAUAGCUAUACAAAAGAGAUGCUUCCUUACUGAUGGCAAUCAUUGUGCAUAUCUUCUAUCAUGUUGCAGAGAAAUGGACUGACUGACACAACACAGCUCAGAGUGAGGACAGAGCUGAGCCUGGUGAAGGAGCUCAUGUCGUGCCAUAGAGGCUGUGCUGCUGUCCCAGCACUGAGCAUUCACACAGCAGGGACAUCAGUAAUCAGCUGAUCUGAGAGGUGUAACACGGUGUUAGAAGAGCAUGAAGAAAAGUAGGAGUGGCCAAAAGUCCACUGAAAAAUAAAAGAAGGGUUUCAACAGAGAAAAUAAUCAGAGCUUCACUGUGCUGCUGUUUGCUUCAGUGGAAAUAAAACAGGGUGAUGGCUUUGUGAUUUAGGCUGCUGUAAAACAUUAGCCUAUAUGCAACUCUGGUUAAAGUAAGUGAAGUCUGCUGUAGCUGAAGUGCAAUGGAAACACUCAGUUUGGAGCUGCCAAGUAUUCUCAGAGCUUCACAAAACAACAAUUCAGACUGACAGCUGAGCUUAUCAUAAAAUAAUGAGCACAGUGGAAAGUACAAUAUAGCAUUCCUAGCAUGUGUCAGAGAAAGCCACAAUAACCAAAUGAUAUUUUUGCCUGGUAUCAGGGGUGCCUAUUAAUGCUGAUGGGAUGGGACGGGACAGACAUAUAAAAUCAUAUAGGAAGUUGUACCAUUAAUGUAAUUGCAGUGGUUUGAGGAAAAAUAACUUACAAAAACCCAUAUUACAGAAUCACAGAAUUGUAGGCAUUGGAAGGGACCUCCAGAGAUCAAGUCCAACCCCCCUGCCAAAGCAGGCAAAUAUGGUGAUGAAGAAGCUAAAAUGCUACUGUGCUGAUUUAUUAAACUGUAGCACCCUGCACAAAUCGUUGCGUAGCACUGAAAGCAGAUAUAUGGAAAAAAUACUACAACUAACCAGGGCUUUGUUUGUAUUUACAAAGUCUAACACAUCAAGUUUGCGAAACCGUUUUCAAGUUUUUCAAGCUAAUUGAGACCAAAAUUUGUCAUUUGUGAGCUGAAAGAGAGGGUGAGUGGUCGCAAUCCAC